AUGACUGCCAAAAUCCCAAGAAACUUUCGCCUCCUGGAGGAGCUGGAAAAGGGCGAGAAGGGCCUUGGUGCAGAGGCCUGCUCAUACGGUCUCGCUGAUGGUGAGGACAUGAUGAUGAGCAACUGGAAUGGCACUAUUCUCGGACCUCCCCAUAGCGUGCACGAGAACCGCAUAUACAGCGUGAACAUCCACUGCGGACCCGAGUACCCCGAUAUUCCUCCCACCGUUCAAUUCGUCUCCCGGGUCAACCUUCCCUGUGUUGACCCAAGCUCCGGCAAGGUCGACCCCACAAAGUUCCCAACCCUGGCAACCUGGAAGCGCGACUACACCAUGGAGACUGUUUUGAUCGAAUUGAGAAGGAACAUGGCCUUGCCUCAGCACAAGAAGCUGCCCCAGCCCGAGGAGGGCUCAUCGUUCUAA
Penicillium salamii is the source of this 420-nucleotide messenger RNA. NCBI's taxonomy places the organism in Eukaryota, Fungi, Ascomycota, Eurotiomycetes, Eurotiales, Aspergillaceae. The record is from the annotation of a GenBank genome assembly.